Molecule: messenger RNA, 1841 nt
Organism: Trifolium pratense (red clover)
Lineage: Eukaryota; Viridiplantae; Streptophyta; Magnoliopsida; Fabales; Fabaceae
Product: transcription factor bHLH118
Exons: 4
Coding region: 358-936 (192 amino acids)
Biological process (GO): regulation of transcription by RNA polymerase II
Cellular component (GO): RNA polymerase II transcription regulator complex
Molecular function (GO): RNA polymerase II transcription regulatory region sequence-specific DNA binding; DNA-binding transcription factor activity, RNA polymerase II-specific; protein dimerization activity
Source: RefSeq, a predicted model, not a curated record
ACACUUAUAUGUGGCAGGUGAGAUGGAUCUUAUCUUACAUAUAUAUGAAUGAUUUUCAGAAUCCAAACAUAUCUGGCAAAUUUAAAGUACUAUCAAACCCUAACAACCAAAUAUACUUCGAUUUCCUUGUAAUAGUAUCUUUGUCAACCCCACAAAGAUAGUACUAUACACUAUCAUAACCCAUCUAUAGUCAAAUAAUUAAAAGUUGAGUUGGUCUUUUAGUUUUGAUCUACAAAUUAUUCCUUCUCACAUGGGAACCUCCUCAAAUAUUAGAAGAUCAUCAAUAAUUGCAUGAUCCUUGCAUGAAAAAUAACCUCAAAAAUUAUCAACACAAGAUAAUAGAUAUAUAUUGUUAUCAUGGAAGAUGUCAAGAAAUGGAUGCAUAAAGAGACAGAAAAGCAAAGAAGGCAAGAGAUGGCCAACCUCUGCACAUCCCUUAGAUCUCUUCUUCCUUUAGAGUAUAUUAAGGGAAAGCGCUCAAUUUCUGAUCAUGUGAAUGAAGCUAUCAAUUAUAUCAACCACCUACAAAACAAUGUGAAACAAUUACAAGAUAAGAAAGAAGAUUUAAUGAAGGUGUCUAAUUUGAAUAAUAUCCACCACCAAAAUGGCUCUACUACUAGUACCAAUCUUCAACCCUUUGUUAUUGUUCAACCUUUCCCUGGAGGACUUGAGAUUGUGUGCAGUUACACCUCCAAGACAUGUUUGUUUCCUUUGUCAAGAGUGCUAGAUAUGCUGCUUAAAGAAGGGCUUAAUGUGAUAAGUAGUAAUUCGAGCAAAAUAGAUGGAAGAUUCAUAUACACUAUACGAUCUGAGGAUCCAAUAAUGUCAGGGAUUGAUUACUCUCAACUGCAAAGAAAGCUUACGGAUGCAAUAUUAUCAUCAUCAAGUUUACAAGAGAGUUCAUCUGAACCUGGAAUUAACCAUAUCUUGAGAUAAAUGUAUUAUGUGUGCAUGCAGUCUUAAUAUAAAAUGGAUCUUGAUCCUCUCUUGCUGUUCGUUCUGCUAUCAUCUCAACCGUCCAUUCAUGUUUUUUACUACGAGUCAUUAGAUGAAGAGCAGCAAAGAUAUGGCAUAACAGAAAAGACAGUAGAGGAUCAAAUUUCAUAUAAAAUUAAGCCAAUUAAAGAUUCAAAUUCAAAGUGGCAUGAUGCAUGAAAGCAAUACUCAUUGAUAUAUUUUUCAUUGAAGUUAGAAAGAAUAGUCAUGCAAAAAGUUCAUGUUGAUGUUCAAUGUAUUGAGUGCUCAUACACGUAUUUUCUUAAAUCAUAAACCAUUUUAAUUUUUCACACACUUCGAUUCUUUUCGACGUAAAGAAGAAAUCCAUAUAAAGAAAAGGAGGAUCCAUUAUAUAAACUAUAAAGCUCAUUUUUCACUCUCUUAUGGAUGAAGAUAUAUAGCUGGUCAUUAGUGCAUAUGGAUCCCUUGUGGUUCCCUAUACCUCGUGUUAAAAUCCUUCGUUGCAGGGUUAUUCGGGAUGUUUCGGGGUCAAAUUGUCUUGUGGAAGAUGAGAUUAAUUAGUAUCGAUCUGAUCUUUGAAAAAGCUCAAAACCUUCUAAGGAUAUUGUGUUUCUCUUAGCAAUUUUUGUUAGAUAGAGUUCCAACUCGUGUUAACCUUGUUUUUCGCAAGGUUAUUCGGGAUGUUUAAGGGUCAAAUUGUAUUUUUUGUGGGUAUUUGUAGGAAACAACUACCCACCUGCCAGUUAGGGUGGCUAUUCACCAUGACCUUCAUAAGUGUUUUAGUCUGUAUUUGAGUUUUACUUUCUUUGGAGCUAAUCUUAUAUGAGUUUAAUUGUUGUGCACCGUCAGUGUAAAUUAUUUUUACACAUACAUCCAAUGACGCG